This is a messenger RNA of Alternaria burnsii, 1119 nucleotides long. RefSeq lists its product as uncharacterized. Lineage: Eukaryota; Fungi; Ascomycota; Dothideomycetes; Pleosporales; Pleosporaceae. The transcript has 3 exons. Gene Ontology annotation, biological process: fructose metabolic process. Gene Ontology annotation, molecular function: 6-phosphofructo-2-kinase activity; ATP binding. Bases 1 to 1119 code for a protein of 372 amino acids. The record is from RefSeq and is a predicted model, not a curated record.
AUGCCGCAGCUUCCGAGACUACCACGCGAGCUUAUCGGCCUCAUAAUCUCAUCACUCAUCGCCCUUUAUGACCACGACCCAGCCUACCAAUUGACAUACCUACGCCAUAUAACGCGCCACCACAAAGCACAUCUUGAGCAACACUUCCUCAACUUUUGGGUUCCCAAGCUGUCAAUCGAAACCGGGGACUAUCACCGCUCACCUGCCUCUGCCGAAUUCCAAGCUCUCAAUCAACCUUGGAAUGGUGCCUAUUCAGCGGCAGCCUGCUCCAGCGCUUUCCGAUCACACUCGCAAACAGCCUCACGCUCAACUUUCUUGCCCUUGUUGAGGUGCGCGUGCUGCUUGAAGCCAUCCCUUCGUUCGGGGCUCCAGGCUGCCGCGUCUUUGCCGACAUACGACCAGAGCUUUACCAGAAGGAAUGAGGCUGCAGACACCAUAACCUUUACAGAGAUGUGGGGUCUUCGUCUAUUGGACCCAUGGGAGCAAUUCGACUUGAACGUCAUUGUGCGGUUCAGCGAAGGUACACUGAAUAAACGCUAUACAAAAGGCGGUAUGAGGAACGACAUCAUCAUCCCCGGAUUUUCGAUCAAUGUUGAUACCUCGCCCUGGGAAUUCUCAUUUGAUUGGAAAGCGCUCUUUACCCGGCUCUUCACUGAAGAAAUGGCCAUGCGGACGCUUCGGGACAAGCUUCUCGAGGCAUUCGUCCUGAUCUUGGAAGAAGAGAAUAUGAGUCCAGAGCUGAGGAGAUCAGCUAUUCACCGUCACCUGCGUAACCACUUCUAUGACCAACGGAGGACUGUGCUUGCCGCUUACCAUAUUCUUGCAGCCUCGAACAAGGCCGUGGACGAUUUGCUGGAUUACAUUCUGAAGGGCAGUGAGUCUGUGGGCAUGUUCGGUGCGACCGACAGUACGCUGUCGCGACGACGGCAGAUCAUGGAGUGGAUACGAGAUCGUGCUGGACCAGGACUCGACGUUUUAUUCGUCGAGAGCGACCCUUUGACUUCACACCCUAUGUUUACAGAGGCGGAGAGAAGCUUUACGGUGAUCAAUUUGAUCAUUUUGAUGAGCUCGACAUCGAAGAGAGUAUGGUGUUUCAAAUCCCCAAUUGGGAGUCUUUAG